AUCUCCAAACCAAAAAAAAAAAAAAGAAAGAAAAAAAAUGGCACUGAGCAACAAUGUCAUCGGUGCCAUAAACUUUGUGGCCGUGCUCCUCUCGAUCCCCAUCAUCGGCACCGGAAUCUGGCUCAACUCACAGGCCGACAACGCCUGCGUCAAGAUCCUGCAAUGGCCCGUCAUCAUCCUCGGCAUCCUGAUCUUGGUCGUGGCUCUCGCCGGGUUUGUCGGAGCUUUUUGGAGAAUCCCGUGGCUGCUCGUGACUUACCUCGUCGCCAUGUUGAUUCUCAUCGUCUUGCUUGCGUGUUUGGUGGUUUUUGUGUACAUGGUCACCUUGAGAGGCUCCGGUCACCUCGAGCCAAGCCGCGCUUACUUGGAGUAUCGUCUCGACGACUUCUCCGGUUGGCUUCGGCGGAGAGUGAGAAGCUCCUACAAGUGGGAAAGGAUUAGGACUUGCCUUAGCUCCACCAGUAUGUGUGCUGAGUUGAACCAGAGUUAUCGCAUGGCUCAAGAUUUCUUUAAUGCCCACAUUAACCCCUUGCAGUCAGGAUGUUGUAAACCACCAACCCAAUGUGGAUACACGUUUGUGAACCCAACAUACUGGAUAAGCCCCAUAAACACAGCGGCCGACAUGGAUUGCCUCAAUUGGAGCAACGACCAGACACAGCUUUGCUACAACUGCGACUCCUGCAAAGCCGGUCUGCUUGCGAAUCUACGGAAAGAAUGGCGAAGAGCGGGUGCAAAAAGAGCGGUCGUCGUCUUGCUCAUAACCCUAAUUGCUCUUAUUGCGGUCUAUUUGUUAGGAUGUUGUGCCUUUAGGAAUGCCAAAACUGAGGAUCUCUUCCGCAGAUACAAGCAAGGUUACACCUAGAAUAAUUCAUGUAUUCUAAUUAAUUCUCAGGGACCAAAGCGGGGGGGAAAAAAAUCAAUAGUAAAUGUAGUCCGCGGUGAUCGUCAGAUUUUUAUCAAGUUCUGUCAUAUUCACGUGCUUUUCUGAAUUUAAUACAAUUUGAUAUGAUAAGAGGUGGAGAAUUCAUUUCCUAGGUGUUGUAGUAAUAUAUUGAGAUUUUAUGAAACAAUUCCUAUAUGUUUGCUGGUUGGGAAUUUGGAUGUUUUGUCGUUAUCAUGA
This is a messenger RNA of Morus notabilis, 1120 nucleotides long. RefSeq names its product protein TORNADO 2. Lineage: Eukaryota; Viridiplantae; Streptophyta; Magnoliopsida; Rosales; Moraceae. Gene Ontology annotation, cellular component: plasma membrane; plasmodesma. Gene Ontology annotation, biological process: auxin-activated signaling pathway. The record is from RefSeq and is a predicted model, not a curated record.